GGAAGGUACGGAAGGACUGGUAAUCCGGGACUUCGGGCUGUGUAAUAAGAAGCUGGAAGGAGCGGUUUUUAGUUUUGAAUCACAAUGCACGGGCGCAUUAAAGUGAAGACUACCUUGGAGCAGCAAGAGGCAAAGCGUAAAGAGAGAGAAAAGAAGCUGCAGCUGUAUGUGAGCGCAACACAAGCUGCUUUGCAAAAGCGAGAAAAUGGGCAGCUUGAUAAAGAAGCUCUUGAUCUGACUGCCCAGAUAUUGUCCCUGAACCCCGAUUUUGCUUCUCUAUGGAACCUGAGAAGGGAAGUAUUUCUGCAGCUUCAGACUGAUCGGUCAGAUGAAGAGAUGCAGUCUCUUUGUUCGGGAGAGCUCUCCUUCCUUGAGAACUGCCUUCGUGUAAGCCCAAAGUCAUAUGGAACCUGGUAUCACCGAUGUUGGAUUAUGAAGAUCAUGCCUAAACCAGAUUGGGCACGAGAACUGGCACUCUGUAACCGUUUUCUUGAGAUCGAUGAGCGAAACUUUCAUUGUUGGGAUUACCGGAGAUUUGUCACACAGUCCUCAUCUGUUCCAGAUCCAGAAGAGCUUGAAUUUACUACUUCUCUAAUUAGCAAAAACUUCUCCAACUAUUCUUCCUGGCAUUACCGUAGCAAACUGUUGCCACAGAUCCACCCAGACCAGCUCAGAAUUGGUAGAGUGACAGAAGGGGCCCUGCUAAAUGAGCUAGAACUUGUACAGAAUGCAUUCUUUACUGACCCAAAUGACCAGAGUGCUUGGUUUUAUCAUCGCUGGCUUCUUGGACGAGCGGAUCACCCUCUUUCAAUUCGAUGUGUUAUGGUCAGCCUGGAUGAAGGAUGUGUGUCAGUAACUUUCUCUCAACCAGUCGCAGUGCAGGAUGAUUUAAUUCUCUUUCUUAAUGAUAAACCUAUUUUUGUUUCAUGGAGAACUGCUGGGAGAAAAGAAAAGAGAAGUUUAUUUUGGGUGUGUGACCUCCCCAAGGAAUGUAUUAAUGACCGUUGUUGCCAGUACAAAUUCCAGGUCCUUUGGAAAGAUGGAGAAGCUAAGAAGGAAUGUAUACUUUAUCCAGGAACACGAGAAACCUGGUGUCGUGAUUCUGCUACAGAAAAUGAAUUCUUCAGUUUGGAUCUGUCAGAAGGAAAGAGCAAUGUUUUGCAACAGGAGCUAAAAUCUUGCAAAGAGCUUCAAGAACUGGAACCUGAAAACAAGUGGUGCCUGCUGACUAUUAUUCUUCUAAUGCGAGCUCUGGAUCCCUUAGCCUAUGAAAAGGAAUCUCUUGGCUGUUUUGAAACACUGAAGGUUGUUGACCCUAUGCGUUCUGGCUAUUAUGAUGAUCUGCGCAGCAAGUUCCAAAUGGAAAAUGCCAUAUUGAAAAUGGAGUAUGCCGAGUCAUUCAUUAUUGAUCUCUCAAAGAAGGGGCUUACACGAUUAUGUCACUUAGAGCAUCUGGGACAAGUCACUCACAUGAAUCUCUCGGCUAACCGGCUCCGUGUUCUUCCUAGCAAUCUGUCCAUGUUACGACGCCUUCAGAUGCUUGAAGUUGAUAAUAAUGAGGUUGUACGUCUAGAAGGUUUGUGGAACUUGCCUCAACUGGAGGAGUUAUCAUUGCAGUGCAACCAAAUAGAGAAUGUGUCUGAUCUCCAACCACUUGCCAGCUGUCCUCACCUGUCAGUGCUCCAUCUACAAGGUAACCCGCUGUGUGAGAAGGCAGAUACGCGGACUCAGUUGGAAGCUCUUCUUCCUCAUGUGAACACAAUCCAUUUGUCCCUUAUUUAAUGUAUGAAAUGCUAAGGUGAUCAUGUCAACUUUCAAUAAACCCAAUAGAUGGAAAGGUUUUGUUCAAUUUGUUUUUUUCUUAUUAAAGGGGUGGUUCACCUUUAAUUUAACUAUUAGUAUAUAAUAGGACGGCUAAUUCUAAUUCUGCAUUUAAUGUGACCUUUGUUUUUUUUUUUUUUUUUUAUAUAGUUUUUCAAAUACUGUAUUUGCCUUUUUCAUCUGACUCUUUUCAGCUUUCAAAUGGGGGUCACUGAUUCAUCGAAAAAAACAAAUGCUGUGUAAGGCUACAAAUUUAUUGUUAUUGCUACUUUUUAUUACUCUUUCUAUUCAGAUCCUCUCUUAUUAGUAAUCCAGUCUCUUAUUCAAAUCAAUGCAUUGUUGUAAGGGUAAUUUGGACCCUAGCAACCAUAUUGUUACAAUUGAUACUGGAGAGCUGCUGAAUAAAAAGCUAAAUAACUCAAAAACCACAAAUAAUAAAACAUGAAAACCAGUUGCAAAUUGUAUCAGAAUAUCACUCUCUAUAUCAUACUAAAAGUUAAUUUAAAGGUCAACAACCCUUUAAGUUUCAGUUCAAGAAUGUGUGCCACUAUUCUAUAAUGCUCUCUACUACGGUUUCCUUUUUAAGGUGAAUUUUUCUUAUAUAGGUGUGGGACCUGUUAUCCAGAAUGCUCGGGGCCUGGGGGUUUCUGGAUAACGGAUCUGUAAUUUGGAUUUUCAUACAUUAAGUCCACUAGAAAAUCAUGUAGAUUUUCACAAACCCAAUAGGCUGUUUUUCCUCCAAUAAGGAUCAAUUAUAUAUUAGUUGGGAUCAAGUACAAGCUACUGUUUUAUUAUUAGAGAGAAAAGGGAAAUCAAUUUGAAAAAUCUGGAUAAUUUGAUUAUAAUGGAGUCUAUGGGAGACGGCCUUUCCGUAAUUCUGCAUAACAUGUUUCCAGGUAACGGAUUCCAUACCUGUAUUUAUAAAAAAAAAAAUGGCUUUGUGUUUCUGUAUUGUAUUUAUUACGCUUUCUGUAAAUGUGAUCUUAGGGAUCUGGGAUAGUUUAAUUAAAUUGCGAGUGAAACCAUAUCCCAGUAUCUUACCUUUUAAAAUAUUGAGCAAACUUUCUGUGACCAGUACAAAUCCCCAUAUGAAAUACUAACCCAAGCCUUCUAAUAAAGUGUGCCAAGGACAAUCUGAUCAAACACAUAUUCUGUUUGUAGCAUCAUUCUUGUUCUGACACCCCAGUUGUUUGUAAUUAACAUCCUUCU
Messenger RNA from Xenopus laevis (African clawed frog), 3030 nucleotides. It is a transcript of the gene rabggta.L, whose product is annotated as Rab geranylgeranyltransferase subunit alpha L homeolog. Gene Ontology annotation, molecular function: Rab geranylgeranyltransferase activity; zinc ion binding; transferase activity. The record is from RefSeq and is marked provisional. Lineage: Eukaryota; Metazoa; Chordata; Amphibia; Anura; Pipidae. Gene Ontology annotation, cellular component: Rab-protein geranylgeranyltransferase complex; cytoplasm. Gene Ontology annotation, biological process: prenylation.